Chinchilla lanigera (long-tailed chinchilla) is the source of this 2004-nucleotide messenger RNA. RefSeq names its product ATPase, H+ transporting, lysosomal accessory protein 2 (gene Atp6ap2). Gene Ontology annotation, biological process: positive regulation of Wnt signaling pathway. Lineage: Eukaryota; Metazoa; Chordata; Mammalia; Rodentia; Chinchillidae. Gene Ontology annotation, cellular component: membrane; external side of plasma membrane. Gene Ontology annotation, molecular function: signaling receptor activity. The transcript is spliced from 9 exons. The record is from RefSeq and is a predicted model, not a curated record. Bases 86 to 1138 code for a protein of 350 amino acids.
CGUCACCCGUUCCCGCUGUGCUGGUCGUUCGGGUCCGGACGGUGCCCUCGGUGUCGCCCUGCGGUGCUCCAGCCUCCGCGGCACCAUGGCAGCGCUUGUCGUGCUGCUGUCCUUGUUGGUGGCGGGUGUUGUGGGGAAUGAGUUUAGUAUAUUAAGGUCACCAGGGUCUGUUGUCUUCCGAAAUGGAAAUUGGCCUAUACCAGGAGAGCGAAUCCCAGACGUGGCUGCAUUGUCCAUGGGCUUCUCUGUUAAAGAAGACCUUUCGUGGCCAGGACUUGCAGUGGGUAAUUUAUUCCAUCGUCCCAGGGCUACCAUUAUGGUGUUGGUAAAAGGAGUUGACAAACUGGCUCUACCUCCGGGCCAUGUCAUCUCAUAUCCUUUGGAGAAUGCAGUUCCUUUUAGUCUCGACAGCGUUGCAAAUUCCAUUCACUCCUUAUUUUCUGAAGAAACUCCUGUAGUUUUGCAGUUGGCUCCCAGUGAGGAAAGAGUAUAUAUGGUGGGGAAGGCAAAUUCAGUUUUUGAAGACCUUUCAGUCACGUUACGGCAGCUACGUAAUCGCCUGUUUCAAGAAAACUCUAUUCUCAAUUCACUUCCCCUCAACUCUCUGAGUAGGAACAAUGAAGUCGACCUGCUCUUCCUUUCGGAACUGCAAGUGCUCCAUGACAUUUCAAGUUUGUUGUCUCGUCACAAGCAUCUAGCCAAGGAUCAUUCUCCUGAUUUGUAUUCACUGGAGCUGGCAGGUUUAGAUGAGAUCGGGAAACGUUAUGGGGAAGAUUCUGAACAAUUCAGGGAUGCUUCUAGGAUCCUUGUUGACACUCUGCAAAAGUUUGCAGAUGACAUGUACAAUCUUUAUGGUGGAAAUGCAGUGAUAGAAUUAGUGACUAUCAAAUCAUUCGACACAUCUCUUGUGAGGAAGACAAGGACUAUCCUUGAAACACAACUGGAGAACACUGCAAGUCCCUAUAACCUUGCGUACAAGUAUAAUUUCGAGUACUCGGUGAUCUUCAACAUGGUGCUUUGGAUAAUGAUCGCACUGGCCUUGGCUGUGAUCAUCACCUCCUACAACAUUUGGAACAUGGAUCCUGGCUACGACAGCAUCAUCUACAGGAUGACAAACCAGAAGAUCCGAAUGGACUGAACUGUCUUCAUGCCAGAUUUAGACAAGGGGUUUGGAUAUGGGCUGUUUUAUUAAAAUAUAACUUUUAGUGUGGUUUAAAAUAGAUAGUACACUUUAAAUUUUUAAAAAAAACAGCAAAUUUUGUUCUCUGUUUUAUGUGUGCCUAUGAUUAUUUUUAGAGUAUAGUAUUGAUGUAAAUCGAAAUAUGUGAUAUAGAUUCCAUGAUAUGCUUGAGUACUGUGAUACAGUGAUUUAAUAAUGCAGUUUCAUUCCAUUUAGUACAUUUGGAAAUAUGCACUGAAAGAAAUGUAAAACAUUUAGAAUAGUGUAUAUUAUUUAUAUUGGAAAAAUGCACUGAAUGUAUUAGAGAAACUAAUGAAUGCUUCACUUGCUUGUACAGGACAGAUGAAGAUCCUAUUUGGGCUAUACCAUACUAUGAACCAUUUGUAAAUGUGUUCGAUGUAAAUAUCUGAAUGAGAGACAUGAUCUUAGAGCAGCCCUAAAAUACUGGAUGUACUCAUACAGUCACUUAGUUUUGAACUGUGUCUGAUGGUAUGGCUAUUUUUAACUUCUGCUAUGAGUUUGGUGACCUGUGUCUAGUAAGGACAUUAAAAAUAUGACAGUGAUUUAAGAAGAGACUGGCUACGUGGCAUGUAGAUGCCCGUGAUUACACAGGAAAAACAAAUCUGUCGGGGAGCAUCUAAAGCAUGAAUCUAAACUAUUUUUAUUUCAGUAACUUUCAAAAGCCCUGUAAAGUUACUACGGCCUGUGGUGCAACUAUAUUCUGUACAAGAUAGGUGAAAAUAGAUGAACUGUACUUUUCACAUGGAAGCGGACCAACGUCUAUAAUGAAUGACAAAUAAAGUUAACGUGUCGCAGAACCCUAA